AAAUAUCAGAUCGCCGGCAGGCGUCCCGGUGCAGGCCUGUGUGAGGAGCGAACUGGUGUCCCAGCCGAGGGCGCGCCUGGCAGCCAGGAAAGUCACCGGUGCGCCCCUGCAGCCUUUUUCCAAGGCCCGGGUCGCACGGGAGUCGGUCCAAGGCUGUCGUCGCUGUGGCCUGCGGUGGGACCGGCCCAGGCGGACGGGGCACCGGGCAGGACGCGCGCUCCGGGCGCUCCGCGGACACCCGGGACCCCACCCCGCGCCCCAGGAGGAGGCGGGGGUGACGCCAAGCAGGGGCUUUGCUAAUUGCCAGAGCAGGAAGUGAGCUUGAGGAAGAAGCUGCGGAGACCCGGGACGAACAGGCGGAGGAGACGCAGGGCGCGCAGAGCCGUGGCCGUGGAGGCUCCUCCCGGCGCGUCUGCCCCGCAGGACCUCCAGUCGCCGCGGCCCGCUCUCCUCCCCGGUCCCCGAGGCCACCUGGCUCUGCCCGAGUGCCCGUCUGCCCUCUCCCCGCCCACAUGGCUUCUCCCAACGACCCUCUGCGCUCAGAUCACAUGGCUAAGGAGCCAGUGGAAGACACCGACCCUAGCACUUUGUCCUUUAACAUGUCAGACAAAUAUCCCAUUCAAGAUACAGCGCUCCCUAAAGCUGAAGAGUGUGAUACAAUUACUUUGAACUGUCCACCAAAUUCUGAUGAGCAACUUCAGGGAGAAGAAAAUGACUUUCCAGACACUAUUGGAGAUCCCCUUUCAGGUGUCAGCAAGGACCACCCCUGCAAAGAAGACUGUGCUUGUUCCUCCUGCUCCCUGCGGGCCCCCACCAUAAGUGACUUGCUCAAUGACCAGGACUUAUUAGAUGUGAUCAGGAUAAAGCUAGAUCCAUGCCACCCAACAGUGAAAAACUGGAGGAAUUUUGCAAGCAAGUGGGGCAUGCCGUAUGAUGAACUGUGCUUCCUGGAGCAGAGGCCUCAGAGCCCCACCCUGGAGUUUCUGCUUCGCAACAGCCAGAGGCCGGUGGGCCAGCUGAUGGAGCUGUGCCACCUCUAUCACCGUGCUGACGUGGAGAAGGUGCUGCGCAGGUGGGUGGAGGAGGAGUGGCCCAGGCGGGGCCGAGCUGACCACUCCGACCACCACUCGCACUUCUAGAGUCCCUGUCCUCCUGGGGUGGGUCUCUUGCACACUGGAGCAACCACGGCCAAAGAGGAAUGUGAACUUGUUUUUUUUUAAGAAUUUGGGAUGAGGACGUGGAAUGAUGGAUGGUGUUUUCCCCAAGGCUGGAGGUUUUGUGGAGGGGGAGUUUCUGGUUUGGUGGCAGAUGAUUCGUUUUUUUGUUUUGUUUUGUUUUUGUUUUUGCACAUCUCGUUUAACUUAAUAUUUGAAUGUGGAAUUGGGGAAGACUAUUUUAGAGACUUACAUAAGGACCAAUGGCUGUAAUCAGGGUAGAUUCAUGCCAUAAUGAAAUAAAAUGGUCCUCUCAACUACUGCUGAAGAUUUCAGACCCAAGACUGUUGAUAGCUCUAGACAUAGGUACAUCAUCACAUGCAAGUACCUUGAUGACCAGUGACAUGCACAGCCUAGCAGAAGACAGCAAUGAGAAGUCACCCUGUUUUAUCUCUUGGUUGUCAUUCUGUUGUAAAGUGCUGAGUUGAUUAACAGGGUGCUAGUACUAUGUGGACUUAUGCAAUAGACCACAUGUGCCAUCUUCUGUAUUCAAAAUUGUAUACCCUGUACACCAUCCGCAAUGUCAAUUGUUUCAGUAUUUUUCAAAGAAAUACAAAAAUUGAUAGUUACAGGGAGGGUACAGUAAAGAAUCAGGGUUUUAUAAGUAACAUGGGAAUGGUAUUUGACACAGACUACUACUCAGAAUGCCCUUUUGUUAUCCAGGAUUUUUAAAAAGUUAACUUAAUAUGUACUUUUUCUUCUUUUAUAAAAGGUGGAACACUUUAUCCCUGAGAUGAAACUCAGUGAAUUAAUAAAUAAGAAUCAGCUGGUCCAUUGUGGCACUGCACCUACCUCUAGCACCUAAUGUCUCAGAUAAAAAUAAAACUUACUGACACUAAGGAGAGGGACACAUGCAGGGGAACAUUCCUGCUGAUGAGUUAAACUCCAAAUCUUAAAGGAUUUUACACCAAUUGAAAAGUUUGUGUUAAAGAAUACUCCAUGUUUCUUACUUGAUCAUUUUGAAAACAGGCAGUAAUGGGGAUGGAAGGGUUUGUAACUGAAGAAGUCAGAUUUUCUAGGUUCUUUGGGGGCAAAAAGAGAGACCAUAGCAGAGCUUGGUUUGGCUGACAGUUCCACAAAGGUGCUAUUUGGUUGUGGCCAUGGGCUUACAAAGUGAAGACCCUCUAUGCAAUGUGUGGGGGCUUCUGUAUUAGUCUCCAGUUAAACCAAAAAGAUGAAUAUACUACUAGGUACAACAGGACGAUUAAGAUUAACUCAAAAGAAAAUUGUUUGCUAAACCACCAUGUUUUUUCUGCUAAUAAGUAUGGUGGUUUUCAUUAGGUUACUAAUCCAUAUCAGCAUCCCUGCCAAAUGGAAAUUCAAAAGAGCAACCUUUGCUGCAGAAACUCAUUAUUUCCCAGCUAGUGGAAAUUACACCUGGUCAGAUUUAUCAGGUAAAUACCACACAUUUUGCCAAAUAUAUUUAACGUAACAGCCAGUAAUAAAAUGUGAUUUAAAAAAAUAGAUUAUGGGCUGGGGAUUUAACUCAGAUGCAUAAGCAUCUGUCUGGCAAGUGCGAAGUGGUGAGUUUGAUCCCCGAUAUAAAAAAAAAAAAAAGAUUCUCCAGUAAGUUAGUGUUUAGGGAGACAUUUGUUAAAUAUGUACCUAACAGAAUCACCCAGGAUCCAGGUUCUGUAUAGAACUUGAUGAGGGACACUCUAGUUGCCCACAAACUUGAUGUAUUACAUUCAUUCUCUUCUCUCUCUCUCUCCUCUCUCUGUCUCUGUCUCUCUGUCUCUCUCUCUCUUAGGCAGGGUUUCACGAUGCAGUUCCAGCUGGCCUCAAUUCACAGCCAUCCUCCUGCCUCAGCCUCCAGAGUGCUGGGAUUAUAGUCAUGCGCCACCAUGGCCAGCUAUCUUACAUUCUCAUUAAGCUACCUGUGACUGUUCUCAUUUCUUAGCUUGUAAGAUUUACUUUGGGAAAAUGUGAAGGCAUUUUGUGCAUUCAAUUUGGACAUUUGAGGGAAAUGGAAUUUAAAACAGAACUAGCUUGUAUAGCAAGGCUCUAGCCCUCGAAUUCCUAUGGGCAUCCUUCUUUGUAUUCUGCCACCCUGGAGAUACAAGGGGAAGCCCAGACUGACAGAUGUCUUCCCUGUGGCUGUCUAACAUGCCAGGCAUCUCCCGAAAGACCUUUCCUCCUGUCACCCCAGCCCAGCCCUAGCCAACUCAGUCUUCGGCCACCCAGAGACAGAGGUAGGGGACAGGAAGGGAAAAUCCCAUUCUCUCCCCUUUCUUCAGGUUGCAUCUUCCCCUUUUACCUGAUCUGGACCUCCUCACCUCCAAAUGGACCAGAAAAAGAGUGGCUCUGCCAUCAUUUCUGCAGGGGAGGCUGAGAACGGUGCCCUCUCUUCCAAAGGACUUCCCCAAAUCUGAGACAAAGAGCCUAGGUGCAGUGGACAGAAGGCUCCUGAAGGAAGCAGAUUGAAGAGCCCACCCCUUCCUGCCUGUUCCUUGCCAGCCCUGCUCUGCUCAGAGGAACUGCCUCCUUCAGUGGCUUGGGUUGGCUUCUGAAGAUGCCGGUUUACAACUCUUUCCCCCAUAUGAGGUCAUAGUCAACAUGAUCCCAACUAAAAUAUCCCCAGUAUCCAGAUUUUAAUUUAAAUCUGGGAAAAGGGGGCUGGGGAUUUAGCUCAGUGGCAUAAGCGCUGAGGUUGCCUGGCAAGUGUGAGGUUGUGAGUUCAAUCCCCAGGACCAAAAAAAAAAAAAAAAAAAAAAAAAAAAAUCUGGGAAAAAAUGCAAUGAAGAUUUCCUCAUGGGAACCCAGUGCCUAGAUUGGUGAUUAGUUUCUAGUUAAAUGCAAGUUCUAGAUGUCACACAUUUCUAAAGUAGAAGGUUUUGAGGGCUAGUCUGGGGAAGUGGGUUCCUAUUAGCAUAGCUUCAAAAUGUGGGUCCUGGUCACACAUUUUGGCUUCAAAUUUCCAGCCCCAAAACUGACUUUAACUGAAACUCUUAUCAAAUCUUAUCUGCAACACAGCUGCUGUUCAUAAGUGUCAUCUUGCCUUUUUUGAGAUCAAAAAUGUCAAGCAAGACUCAGCACUCAGGUGAAUCAAUAAAAAAUAGAGUUGGUGGGGCUGCUUUGUCUUUAAAUUCAAGACAACAGGAAAACUGUGACCAGAGCACACCACUUCCUUCUUUCCACCUGCAACAUCAUCUCCAGAGUCCUGAUCAGUAAUAAUUUCCACCUCUGGGUUUAUCACCACUAAGCUGCCAGCAUGACUAUGAAAGCUUUUAGCGUCUUUGUAUAGUCUUUUUUAAAAAAAAAUCCCUAUGACAACUGCCUACGGAAACUACUGUGGUAGAAAAAAUUCUUUUAAAAUAGACGAGUUGAUACAAAUGUGCUGUUUUGAUGUGUGCCAUUAUUACACAUAUUGACUGGUAUUUCCUUUGUUAGGAUUUUAAAUUAAUUAGCAUAACAUCAGCAGAGAGAAAAUUAACCAAAUGAUUUUCAAAAUUAAAGUUUACUCAGGCUCUUAAGUUUGAUUAAAUGCAAGAUGACUUUGACCAGUGUUGUAUCCAGAAAUAUCAAAUAGUAAUUCUCAGCUGGAAUAUAAAUAUAAAUCGGCUGUGUAAUAACUCCAAUUUUUCUUAAAGUUAAUUUAUAGUAAACAGGUAUUGUAAUAGCCUAAAUACACUGAUACUUUACAACCGAAAAAAUGAAAAGGAAGUUACUUUAUGACGAAUUGACUGAACAAUUGUUAACAGUUGAGUUCAUCGACCCUGAAGAGCUCUGUUCAUCAUCUGUCCCAGAAAUCCCGUGCCAAGUUGGUGCUACUGUGAGCUACCCUGCUUAGAAUGAGGUCCUGGUGCUGUUAUUUAGAAUGAUAAAGUUUAAAUUGUUAGGAUUUACAUUAUGCGGAGAUUUACCAUCAAUACCAAAAAAUAAUAAAACUAUGAACAAAUCAUUUAUUUUGUGGCACCAAAUAGUAAUUAUUCAGUCAUAAAUUGUGGCAUUAUACCAAAGAUGCUGCUCCCCACUUAGUACUAAGAAAUAAUUUCAGUUGUGCUGCCCCCUGCUGGAUGACAAAAUCUGCACCUCAUCCUUGGAUGCCUGGAGGCAGCCUUCUGCUGAGCACAGCUGGAUGUCAGGAACUUCAGGAGCAGUCUCACUAAGAAAGGAAAAGUGUCAUUGCUUUCAGUUUGACAGAUACAGGCAGAAAGAGGGCGGCAGAGCUCAGCUGGGGCCCGGAGCCUGGGGGUGCCCAGCACUACGCCCUGUCAUUCGUUCAGUGGACCUUUCCUCCACCAGGACUCGGGGUUAGCUGUUCAUGGAUUCUUUCUCUCAACACCACAGGGAGUGGCCAGGGUGGCACUGGCUAUGAUGCUAAAUGGCCAGGGACUGACCUCCCUUACAGCAAACACUGACUGGAAGCAUUAGCCUUACCUCUCCUCUGUGACCUAGACUACCAAAAUAUGCUUGCAGUGCAAGAUUAAUAACUAAGGCCUAGCAGAUUUCUCUCCUUUUGUCUUUUUAGAUGAAUAAAUAUGUUUUGCUUCAUUUCGAGGAUAUCACUGUCUUCAUGAUAUUUUUUUCCAGCUUCUGCCCCCUCAGUUUUAUAAUUCUUCCCACUUUGGGUUCCUGGCAUUGCUGUUUGUGUUAGUUUGUUUUUGAGCCAUUCACUCUGUUCUCAAGUCAGAUUUCCACCAUAUGCCAGUGGCCUUCACUCUCUGCUGCUGACAGAACUCUGCUUCCUUUUCAUGCUUACCCAUGUUGGAUUAUUCCUCUUCGUUAGUGAUACUUGGAUCUGAUAAUGUUAAAACCAUUUUCUACCUUUGUGUCUUAGUCACCUUCCUAUCACUGGACACAAUACCCAACAUCUACAGUCUAGCAAGGAAGAGACAUUUAUUUUGGCUCAUGAUUUUGGUCUGUGGUCAGCUGUCUUCUAGGAAGCCUCAUUGAGAAAGGAUGGUAGAGAGGCCUGGGCAAAAGAAACAAUGAUUGAACAGAAAGUAGGGAGAAUGGGGAGUCAGGGAGGGAGAUGCACCCCCCCAAAGGCACAGCCACAGUGACCACCCUUUUCCAACCAGAACCGCCUCUCGACAACACAUUCAGCUAUGAAUUUAUCGGUGGAUAAAUCCAUGAAGAGCAUAGUGCCCCAAUUCACCUUCAAACACACAUGAGAAUUCUGGGAGACAUUUUAGAUCUAAAUCACAACACCUUGUAAGUGAAAUGCACAUAUCCACUCAUGCCCAAGCAGUGAGUGAGAAAUACUUGCUCUGUUCUUUCUCUGAUUUCCUGCCUGGGAGUGAAACUCCCCACCUUCUGACCCCUGGGUACUAGGUUGUAAUUGGAUAAAGGAGACUCCUACCUCCUUCAGGGAUAGAGAGAAUCAUGACCAAGAUGCUGGGUCCAGUGGAACCUCAGAGCUGGGGGAUGUGGCACCCUAAGUGCCCACUGUCUAGACUGGAAGCUGAGCUGUCCCCUUUUUUCCUGAGGCUGUGGAGGGGCAUGGGUCUGGGAAAGGAGAUGACUUUGAGAAAUCCGUCCUAUAGUCAAGUUGAAGAGAUCAAAACAGUUGACGGGCAGCUUGAAAUGAAAUGAUCAGGUGGACCACCCCUUCUGGAAAUGGAAGAAGGAAGUGGAAUGGGAUGGGAGUGGAGGGAGUGGAAGAAGCAUUUCUCAGUGCUUCCUGAACUGUGCCACAUUCUGCUGUUUUAUGUGACAGCCCAGGGACCAAUGUUCUCUGGAGCGCAUCCUUGGGGAAGCUUCAGGCAGGGUACUUUCCCCAGUGCAGGUGAUGCUUCUGAACUCCCGAAUCCUGUCAAGCUGGCUUUGUAUACCUUUGUGCUGUACCUUUUAAGCUGCCUAUGUUUUGGUCUCCUGUAUGAUUCUGUUUUUAUUAUCAAUAAGGAGAUAUUUUUAAAAACUAUAAUAAUGGGUGCUACAAAAUUAAAGAUUGAUGUCAACUGCUA
This is a messenger RNA of Cavia porcellus (domestic guinea pig), 7123 nucleotides long. RefSeq names its product EDAR associated via death domain (gene Edaradd). NCBI's taxonomy places the organism in Eukaryota, Metazoa, Chordata, Mammalia, Rodentia, Caviidae. Bases 513 to 1139 code for a protein of 208 amino acids. The record is from RefSeq and is a predicted model, not a curated record. Gene Ontology annotation, biological process: signal transduction. Gene Ontology annotation, molecular function: protein binding. The transcript is spliced from 6 exons.